Molecule: messenger RNA, 651 nt
Organism: Rhododendron vialii
Lineage: Eukaryota; Viridiplantae; Streptophyta; Magnoliopsida; Ericales; Ericaceae
Exons: 1
Coding region: 1-651 (216 amino acids)
Molecular function (GO): zinc ion binding
Source: RefSeq, a predicted model, not a curated record
AUGAGCUCUAGUGCUAUUGAGUCCUUCAAUAACUGGAUACUUGAUGCACGGCUUAUGCCGAUAAUGAAUUUAGUUGAAGAGUUGAGGUCCAAAAUUAUGAUUCAAAUGUUGCGUAGAAGAGAAGAAGCAUCGCGUUGGGUUUCUCAGAUUUGUCCAGACAUGGAUGCAAAGUUAGCUAAAAGGAUUGACAAGGGGAGGUCGUGGAGGGUUUAUAAAUCAAAAACCGGCUUGUAUGAGGUGAAAUCUGUACCUGCUGUUCUAGUAAAUCUUGAGGAAGGGACAUGUUCUUGUGGAGCCUGGCAAUACAAUGGUUUCUUAUGUGCUCAUGUCGCAACGGUGUUAGUCAAGACUUGUGGAGAGGAGGGAUCUUUGGCUGGUUACAUUGAUCCGUUUUAUCAUGUUGAGGCAUAUCGGCUCACAUAUCAAGAUAAUAUCCAUCCAAUUCUAGCUAUGGAUAUUCUUGAUUUCACACAAGGAAGUACUCAGGUUAUCAAAGCUCCAAAAAAUAGGAGACAAGCUGGAAGACCUUGCGUAAAGCGCAUUCGUUCUAGGGGUGAAGAACAAUCCUCUGCUAGGCCAAUGAAAUGUGCAAGGUGCCAUAAGCUUUCUCACCACAACCGCAGGACAUGCAAAUGGGCUACGGAUGAUUGA